Boeremia exigua is the source of this 1587-nucleotide messenger RNA. Its product is annotated as MFS multidrug transporter-like protein. Gene Ontology annotation, biological process: transmembrane transport. The transcript has 5 exons. The record is from RefSeq and is a predicted model, not a curated record. NCBI's taxonomy places the organism in Eukaryota, Fungi, Ascomycota, Dothideomycetes, Pleosporales, Didymellaceae. Bases 1 to 1587 code for a protein of 528 amino acids. Gene Ontology annotation, molecular function: transmembrane transporter activity.
AUGUCGCGGGCGAGAUGUGAGCGCGCGACUAACACCCCAGCAGAGAGAACACUGCACCUCGACACCUCCAGCCGGCACCGCACCUGCAACGGCCGCCGCAUCGAGCUGCACACCUGGCACGGCCCCGACGACAAGGACAACCCCUUCAACUGGUCGCCCGCGUACAAGUGGUUCCUAACCGGCACCGUGUGCUUCGUAUCGAUCCUCACAGGCCUGCCAGCAGGCUCGUACGGGUCCGGAAACGCCUGGAUGGCGCCGCUGUGGCGCGUGCAGAACGACCCGUUUCCGAACCUGUACUGGGCGACCGCGAGCUGGAACGUGGGCGCUGCGCUGGCGCCGCUGGUGUUUGUGCCGCUGACGGAGAAUACGGGGAGGAUGCCUGGGUACUUUAUUGGGUACAUCGUGUUCGAGCUGUUUCUGUUCGGGUCGGCGUUCGCGGACAACUUCGCGACGAUUGUGGUGACGCGGUUUUUCGGCGGCGGGGCGUCGUCGGUGGCGAUUAAUAUUGUCGGCGGCAGCAUCAGCGAUAUCUGGAAGGGGGACCGGGCGCGCAGUUUACCGAUGUCGCUGUUUGGGUUCACGAGCGUGGCGGGGAUUGCGCUGGGCCCGUUCGUGGGGAGUGCGAUUGUGCAGCUGCAGAAGCCGAGCGGGGGGCUCGAUGCGCCGUGGCGGUGGAUCUACUACAUCCAGAUCAUCUACAACGCCGCGCUGAUUCCGGUCUUCUGGCUCAUCCUGCGCGAGACGCGCGGCGAUGUGAUUCUGGCGAAGCGCGCGAAGCGGCUGCGCAAGGAGACGGGGCGCGAGAUAUACGCCGAGUCGGAGCUGGACAAGCCGUCUGUGGCGGCACUGAUCAAGAUCUCCUUCAUGCGGCCGACGAAGAUGCUGCUCACGGAGCCCGUGGUGAUCUUCUUCACGCUGUGGAUCUCGUUCGCGUGGGGCAUCCUGUUCCUGUUCUUCAGCUCCGUGGUGCAGACGUUCGGCGACGCGUACGGGUUCGGCAUCUUCCAGACGGGCCUGGUGCAGCUCGCCAUCACGGUCGGCGCGCUCAUCGGCACCCUGGUCAACCCGCUCCAGGACUGGAUGUAUCUGCGCUCGGCGCACAAGAACGUCGAGAGGCCCGGCAAACCGAUCCCGGAGGCGCGGCUGUACACCAGCAUUCCCGGGUCGCUGCUGUUCACCGCAGGUCUGUUCAUGUACGGGUGGACGUGCCGACCGAGCAUCCACUGGAUCGUGCCUGCCAUCGGCGUCGCAAUCGUCGGCGUGGGCAUCUACUCCAUCUACAUGGGCGUCGUGAACUACCUCACCGACGCGUACGAGAAGUACGCCGCAUCCGCGCUCUCGGCAGCGUCGCUGGGCCGCAACACGUUCGGUGCGUUCCUGCCGCUCGCAUCGGGGCAGCUCUUCUCGACACUGGGGUUUGGAUGGGCGGGGAGCUUGCUGGGGUUUGUGGGUCUCGCGCUGAGUGUGGUGCCGGUGGUGCUGCUGUUCAAGGGCAGGGAGAUCAGGGCAAGGAGCCCGUUUAUGUUGGAUAGUACGUUUGACGGAGAAGAGGCGGAGGGGCGGAGGAAGAGCUCCGUGACAGAGUAG